AUGGAGGCAGGGUUCACCAUCGACAAGACCCUCUUCAACGCAUUCUUCCGCCUUUGUGUUCGGAAGGAGGGCGUUGCCCGGGCUGAGCGCCGUUUGCAGCAACUCCUGGAGCUGAGGCACGCCCCAGACAAGACAACUUUUGGCAUCCUUUUGGAUGCCCAUGCGAAGAAGGGCGACGUGACUGCCUGUCAGAAAUGGCUGAAGCGAAUGGAGGCCAUUUUGUAG
Symbiodinium natans is the source of this 225-nucleotide messenger RNA. The record is from the annotation of a GenBank genome assembly. NCBI's taxonomy places the organism in Eukaryota, Dinophyceae, Suessiales, Symbiodiniaceae.